AUGAAUAUUGUUAAGGCAAUUAAAAAUGCAAUAGUUUGUCUGGUCCUGCUGCCCCGUUUUCUGGUGGCAGCUGUCAUGUUUUGGCUGCUGGACUUUUUAUGCAUACGGAAAAGGGUUUUUUUCAGGAUGAAGGAGCAGGAGGGCGAUGCUAUCGAUCCUCCUGUGUGCAUAUCCGACUCCAAUCGUCUCUUCAGUUUAGAGUCCCUCAAGGCAGUCUGGCACGGCCAUAAACUGGACUUUCUGAAAGCAGCGCAUCUCGGACACAGAGCGCCCAACACCGAAGUGGUUCAGCUAAAGGAUCAGCGGCGCAGUCGCAUCCUCGAUUACGCAAAGGACAAGAGACCGCUCAUCCUCAACUUUGGCAGCUGCACCUGACCACCGUUCAUGGCGCGUCUGAAGGCUUUCCAGGGGGUUGUGCAGCAGAAUGCAGACAUAGCAGACUCUUUAGUUUUGUACAUCGAAGAAGCACACCCCUCCGACGGCUGGAUGAGCACUGACGCGCCCUACCAGAUCCCCAAGCACCGGUGCCUAGAGGACCGGCUGAAAGCUGCGCAACUGAUGCAUCUGGAGGUGCCCGGUUGCAUCGUUGUGGUCGACAGCAUGGAAAACUCCUCCAACGCUGCGUACGGAGCUUAUUUCGACAGACUUUAUAUACUGCAGGAGGGAAAGAUAGUUUACCAGGGUGGCAGAGGACCUGAGGGGUAUCGGAUCCAAGAGCUCAGAGACUGGCUAGAGCAAUACAGAGAAAGGCUGGGAAAACCCAAUAAUCUAGUCAUCAAUGUGUAG
This is a messenger RNA of Scomber japonicus (chub mackerel), 786 nucleotides long. It is a transcript of the gene dio3a, whose product is annotated as iodothyronine deiodinase 3a. Lineage: Eukaryota; Metazoa; Chordata; Actinopteri; Scombriformes; Scombridae. The record is from RefSeq and is a predicted model, not a curated record. Gene Ontology annotation, molecular function: thyroxine 5'-deiodinase activity. The transcript has a single exon.